Aphanomyces invadans is the source of this 1742-nucleotide messenger RNA. RefSeq lists its product as hypothetical. The transcript has 2 exons. The record is from RefSeq and is a predicted model, not a curated record. NCBI's taxonomy places the organism in Eukaryota, Oomycota, Saprolegniomycetes, Saprolegniales, Verrucalvaceae. Bases 183 to 1604 code for a protein of 473 amino acids.
CUACGCCACAGCCUACGCCACAGCCAACACCACAGACGCCCCCACCAUCAACUCCGUACACGACUCCACAAUCAUCGCUGGAACCAUCUCCACAGCCAGUGACAUCGACUCCCGUCCCCACAUCCCGUCCUCUGGCACGUUCUCUCGUGCCUCAAACGCCGUCUCUGCCAACUACCUCGUCGAUGCCUCUUCGACCGUCUUCAAAGCCGACACCCACUGGAACGCCCGACAACCAACUCGAUCUAUUCAAUCCAACGGAAUUACCGCGAGAAGUGCCCGGCAACCGUGGGAACUGGCCAUCGCAACGGAUAUCGCCGCCACGUGUGCUUUCGACCGUGGACGACGUGUUGCAAAAGCUGCCGACUGUAUUCUUGGCCGUGUCGCUCGCUCCCCUUGCCGCAUUCCACGUGGGGCUAUGGACACCCGCCCCGGCAUUCCCACCGACGCCGUGGCUCCUGCCGCUGUCUUUCUCGGUCAUCCAAGCGCUCACCGCCGUCUCGUUUGUGCAUGUGGGUGGCGCAUCGUCCAUUCCUCUGACCGCGCUGUAUGCUGGCGACGGGCUAAGCUGGGUGCACUUUCAAGUCCCGGGCAAUACAACGAAAGUCGUGGCGACCGAUCGCAGGCUGGCUACACAAGGUGGCGACGGCGCCGAGUACGUACACGUCGGGCCAGAGUCGUUUGCGCUUCGCCAAGGCAUCGACGAAAAGAACUUGUUUGUUCGGUGCGUGGUGGCGGUGGUCGUCGUUCUCGGCGUGCUCACGUGCUUCCGUAUCGUCGGGAUGCUAGUCCAAGCCAAAGCUGCCGCCAGUGGCAACGCGCCCCUUGAAGCCAUGGGCGUGCUUGUGCGCCACCGCGCGGGCCUUCUCGUGUCGUUUGUCGUGUCCGCGGCGCUGUUUCCGCUCGCGAUGGCCGCCGCAUACGAAAUCCGCCAGGAUGGCUACACCGACGGAAGUCCCCACUGGACUGCUAUCGUGGCGGUCGCGGUGCUCGUGGUGCUCGUGGCGUCUCUGGCGGCCAUCGCCAUUCGCUUGUACGUGUUCACACAAGAUGAAUUCGACCGUGACGACGCUCCACACCAUGCUUGGUUUUCCUGGCUGCCGGCAUCGGUUUCGUACAGCUAUCGCGUCCACGCGAUGCUGCCACAUGCAAUCCAAAUCGUCACCGGCGGCAUCGUCGGGGGCGUAGCGUCUCCCGCCGUCCCUGGCCUCGUCAUCGGCGCGCACGCUGUCUUUCUCGCGUUUGUCGUGCACUCCACAUUGUACACCGGUCGCUGGCACCGGUUGGUCGUCGCGUCCAUGGAAGGGUGCAUCGUUCUCGCAUGGGCUCUCGCGUGGGCCGGAGCCCACGUGGCGCCAUCCACCGCGGCUGCCGUCGGGUCGCCCGCCAUCUCGGCACAUGGCGUCGUCGGCCGAGGCGCGACAUCGCAACCCUCCAUCACGAACACACCCGCCGCCAUACCAAAGGAUAGCAACGCCUGCUCCGACGCGGCCGCGCCAUGGCGGCGACGCGCUGUCUGUGCGACGGCAUUACGGCGUGCGAACCAACUAGGACGCCAUGACCCAGUUCACGGCUCCACCUGUUCCUCCUCGAAGACCAGAAUAUGAUUAAAGUGCCGUCGAGGUUGCAACCGGUGUUGCAACGCUAGCACAGGACCAAAUACCUUGCCGCCACUUGCGCUGCCAGGGCCCAUCAUUCGUCGAACAGUCCCCUCUAACUUCUCUAUGAACCGUGAUACAAUUGAA